This is a messenger RNA of Phytophthora sojae, 1350 nucleotides long. RefSeq lists its product as hypothetical. Gene Ontology annotation, molecular function: RNA binding. The transcript is spliced from 8 exons. NCBI's taxonomy places the organism in Eukaryota, Oomycota, Peronosporomycetes, Peronosporales, Peronosporaceae. Bases 1 to 1350 code for a protein of 449 amino acids. The record is from RefSeq and is a predicted model, not a curated record. Gene Ontology annotation, cellular component: precatalytic spliceosome; catalytic step 2 spliceosome. Gene Ontology annotation, biological process: regulation of alternative mRNA splicing, via spliceosome; alternative mRNA splicing, via spliceosome; mRNA splice site recognition.
AUGUCGUCGACCAAGCGCUCGCACGACGAGGACGCCGCCCACGAGGCCCACGACGACAGAGCCAAGCGCUCUCGCCGCACGCGCUGGGGCCACGACGAGGAGGACGCCAGCGAUGCCAAGCGCAAGACGUCCGCCAGUCCCAAAGCUCUGAGCGACAUUGUGAAGCGCUUGUCCAGCGUCGUGAAGGAGAAGACGGCGCCCGAGGAACUGCAGGCGCUGGCGGCAGCGGCCACGCGCCCUCUCAUCGGCGCCGGCGGGCAACUGGACGCGCAGGCGGCGAGAGCGCGCGCGCUGGCGCAGGCCAGCUUGCUGUCGCUUAACUUGCCCAGCGCCAAGGUGUCGCCCAACGAUCUGGCGCGCCGCCUGUACAUCGGCAACCUCUACUACGACCUCAAGGAGGAGGACAUCCGCAGCGCCUUCGCACCGUUUGGAGCGAUCCACUCGAUCGAUCUGUCGCUAGAGCCUGGAGCUUCGCGGUCGAAGGGUUUCUGCUUUUUGGAGUACGAAGACGUCUUGGCAGCAGAAAGCGCGGUGCAAGUGCUUAACGGAACUCCUUUAGCCAAUCGAGCGAUGCGGGUUGGCCGCCCGCAUCGCGGAAACACGAACCCAAAUGAUUCGCUUUCUAUCGGACAGGAGGCAAUCAAAAAUGUGCCUACUAAGUGUAUCUACAUCGCUAAUGUCCGCGUCGAGCUUAACAGCCAGCACUUGGAGAGUAUAUUUUCCCCAUUUGGAGCGAUCCGCUCCUCUGUCAUGGCUGCUGUUUCGCCGCUCGAGUCUGGAGUGCACCGCGGAUACGGCUUCAUGGAGUUCGUGGAGGAAAGCUGCGCGGCAAGUGCUAUUCAGCACAUGAAUGGGUUUGAGCUGGCCGGCCAGCCGCUUAAAGUGGGCAAGGCCAGCGAAGCUGCUAUGCUGAUCAACCUUGCCACCAGCCAGGACAAGGUUGUGCGCGAUGGUCCGGGUGCCACGACUGACGGGGCUAAUGGAUUGGUGCCGGAGCCAAAGAAGACGGCAACCUUCGCUGAGGAUGAUGUCGAAGGCGUGAAGGACGUUGCUGAUGGAGACGAUAAGUGCUGUCUCUGCUUGAUGAACCUCGUGAACCGCGGAGAGGUGGACGAGGAGCUGGAGGAUGAGGUGCGUGGCGAGUGUGGCAAGUUCGGUAACGUCAACAAGGUAGAAAUCCACGAGCUGGCAGACCACGUGCGCGUUUUUGUUUUGUUUGACGAAGCAUUCGGCGCGAGCAAGGCCAAACAGGCGCUGCACGGCCGCUUCUUCGGCGGGAACCAAGUGCAGGCGCAUUACUAUCCUCUGCGCGAGCUGGAGCAGCAGCGUUACACGAGUGGAUUCCUGUAA